AAGAAGCCAACAGACUGUGAGGCCAGGAUACCCAAGGGUCCCGGAGAGGGAGGGCGGCACUCAUGCUGAACAGCAAGUCCUGCAUCCAAAGUGGAGGUCACCCAUGAAGGACGGGGAGUGACCAAGAGGAGGAGCAGCUUGGAGUCAGGAGAGAAACCACCCAGAAGCAGCAGGAAGGACAGGGUCGUGGGGACAGCCGGGUUCCCAUUCUUCAAGUGGAGGAGGAUGUCAGAGAAGAAUGUGGGGGUGAGGGUUGCUUGAGAGAGGUGGAAGGAGGGUCAGAGGAGGGGAACAGAGAGCGAGCAGAGAAUGGGGCCACAGAAGAGGGGAUGAAGUCCACAGAUAUGCAGGAAGCGGUUGGCCAACCUGGCGGGUGACAGGAGGCGGGAGUGAGGGAGAGAGGGCCAGCUUCCUGGGUGUGACCAGGUGGAGGGUGCUAGCCCUGUCGAAGGUGGAGAACACUUGGUAGGGGGAGCUUUCGGGGGUGGGAGGAGACAGGGUCCGGUCUAGGCCGUGGUGAGUGUGAGGGCUCUGCGGGACGCUCGGGGGGGUUCCGGAGGUACAGGAUGCCCAGGUCUGGGCUGGAGCCGGAGAUGCGCGCGCCAAGCAUGCACAGCUGGACUUGAAGCCAAGAGAGAGAAUUCAAGACUGCGGAAGGACUCGGUGCCCCCGGGGAGCAGAGACGACCUGGUUUGGCUGUGAAGCAAAGGGAAAAGUAGAUUGGUGGGGAGCAUGCUGUGGUGUUCAAAACACACCCUAGAUUUUUCCAGACGAAGGCGGUAGUAAAUGUGUUUACAGACUGAGAGGAAGGGGCAGAGGGCGGGGACCUCCAUAGAGAUACAGGCGGGGGUGACCUAGCAAGGAGCCUGAGGGGCAGGAGCAGAGAAUGCCUCAGCUUCCCCACAGGGGAACGAGUGUAGUAAGCCGGGCCACGUGGGCAGCUGUGGAGGAGGAGCCCCCCUCCCUCAGGGAGCCCAAACAGCUGCCCCCAGCCCCACACAGGCCUGUCCCACUGAGAUAAGGAGAGUGGGCCUGCCCUUUGUGCCCAGAGACUCCUCAAAUAAAAGAUGCCACAUCCGUAAAUGGCGCCUGCUGCUGGGGGCACACGGGAGCGUGUUCACAGAUGGGAAGGGGAUUCAGAAGGGCGAGGGCAGAGUGGCCCUACCUAGGUAAGAAAGCAAUGCGCACAGGAACAAAAGGAAAGGCAGCCUUGCUGGACACUGGGGUUGAGGGGAAUUUUUAUUGCCUUCUUCCUGCUCAUCUGCAUAGUCUAAUUUUUCCACAACAAAAAUAAUAUUUUAUUUGUGUAGUUUUUGUGGUUUUAAGUCGUACAAGCUAAAAACAAGAAGGAAAUCUCAGAGGGCCGAGAGGAACUGAGAGGGUGGGCCCAAUCAGGUCAGGUCAGGAAACCCGGCCUGGGGCUGUGGGACCCCCACCCACCAGGAGCCCUUCCCCACCCGCUGGAAGGCGUGCAGGCAGGUGGAGGUGGGACAGGCUGGGGUCCCCGAGGGACGGAAGAGCAGGGGCUGAGUUCCUGUCCAGGGUCUAGGCUUCAGUGGGAUCCUCACGGAGUGCCCGCCAGGUGAUCCCAGAGGAGCAAGCAGGUUCCAGAGCAGGUGUGACUCCAGCCCUAACCCCACUGAGUUUUAGAAGGGUGUAGAACCCUCCAGACUGGGGGCCCAGCACACUCCUCUCAGGUUUGAGGUCCUCGGCCAACACUGCCGUGAUCCAGGGCCCCCUUCCUCUCCUCAGCAGCCCCUACUCCGCCUCCUCUCCUGGGCGCCUCCAGCCAAGGGCUCCAUCUCCUCGGGCUGCUGGCACCCCUUCCUCGUGUUCCCAGGCAUUGCUCCUCCCGGCCGUUCCCACGCUUCAGUUCCCCCACCCUACCUGCACGUGGAAACCGUGCCCUCGCUGCAAACCCUUUGACUCAGUUCAUAGUUCAUCAUAGGGACAUUUUUAUAAUUUACUAUAAAAUGCAUAUGUUAAUGUUUUAAUUUUAUAAUAGAGUUGUUUAUACUAUUUUACUGUUAGGCUUGAUUUUGAUUCAUAUUUUGUAAUAUUAAAAAUACAAUUAAAUUAAAAAUACACUUCUCUUUUAAAGGGGAACAUUUAACAUAAAUAACAGUAACAUGUGUGGAAAGCUGAUGUCACUCCACCAAGUAGAAUGUACUAUAGAAACAAUGCAAAUGAAACCACGGUUUUACCUUCUAGCUGGAAGCUGCGGUCUGAUGGAGGCUCUGAGCCCCAGGCCUGCAGCAACUUGUUAAAAAGAAGGAUCAGGAAGUGCUAGAAGGUGCUAAAGAUGCGGUGGCCUCAAAAGGAGACUUUCCUCCACUUAUUCAGAAGGACCAAAGAGAAUUAAAAAUGAAGUGGCGCUCCUCUCGGUAGGAUUCGCAGCCCCUGGGAGCUGCCCACCCUCCACCUCUGUGAGGCGAGCGGACGGGGAGUAUUGCUCCCAUUUUACAAGUGAGGAAAACUGAGAUCCAGAGGAACAGCCAGCAGAGCCACUCAUCUCGGGGGCCUCCUCCUCCCGGAAGCCCUCCCAGCCUCCUGGACCAGGUGCAGGGCCUCCUGGGUUCUCCCACACACCCGUGGCACUGAGGCCCUGGCGGUACAACGGGAUGCGCUGUGGGACUCCCUUCUGUAAACUGGGGUUGACGUACGGUGCUGUGCCCAGGGCCCUGGCACCCUGAGGGCUCCCUGCCUCUGGAGAUAGGCCUUCCGGGGCUGCACUCGCAGGAUAAGACGGGCUCUUUUCAUCACUUCCUUCCUCCCACUCAAGCAGUGGCCACCAUCAGCUGCCUCACACAGAGCUGCCACCACAGCCUCAACAGGACAGUUCAGGCCACAGGAGGGGUGCCUCGACCACAGGCCUCACAGCCAGCCUGCUCAAUGCCUGCCUGGGGGGCCCUCUUCCUGCUCUGGGCUGCGGCGGAGGCCACCAAGGACUGUCCCACACAGUGCACCUGCCACGCCCUGGAAACCAUGGGGCUGCGGGUGGACUGCGAGGGGCGGGGACUCACAGACCUGCCUGCCCUGCCGGUCCACACCCGCCACCUCCUGCUGGCCAAUAACAGCCUUCGCUCCAUACCCCCGGGUGCCUUCGACCACCUGCCCCAGCUGCGGACCCUCGAUGUGCUGAACAACCCCUGGCACUGUGACUGCAGCCUCACCUACCUGCGCCUCUGGCUGGAGGACCGCGUGCCCGAGGCCCUGCUGCUUGUUCGCUGUGCCACCCCCGACCUCGCCACCAGCCGCCCGCUGGGCCAGCUGACAGGCUACCAGCUGGGCAACUGUGGCUGGCAGCAGCAGGCAUCCUGGACCCCCCCGGGAGUCUGGGGGCUUGUGGCACUGGUUGUCGUGGCCGUGCUGGGCCUCGUUCUCCUGGCUGGCCUGCUAUGCACCACCAUACAGCCCCUGGACUGAGCCCAGGCCCCCAGGGUCACCCCAGGCCAGGGGCCAGGACUUGAGCCCUUCCUCCGACCCCAGCAGCCUGGUCAGCCCGAACCACCAGGAGCUCAAAAUAAACCGGCUGCUCAGCCAUUUUAUCUAAGCUCAGAGAUGUCUUUUCCUCUCAGCACCUGAGUCUGGCUUUUUCUGAAAACCUGAGUCCAUUUUGUUAUUAUCAGAUAUCAGUUGGGACUUCUCUGCCCGCCUAGUUCCUAGUAAAGUGGGCUGCCCCCCACCAGCCACCCCCGGGUCCACGAUGUCUGGGCCUGGUCUGCUGGUCCCAGGACUCCGGUUCUUUUGCCGUCCUCUGUCUGCCGGCUCCUGCUUCCCACAUGGGCUGCCCAGACAGCCCAGGCCCAUUUCACGUCCCUGUUCGGCCCCUCUCCCAAUUCCACAAAAAGCUUGUUCUCACAACACAGCAGUUGGGCAGAGCAGGAGGCCCUGAAGACCCCGGGCAGGGGGAGAGGAGAGAUUUCCACCUCCGCAAGAGACAUACCUCAAAGGGCACUUCACUGUCCCCAAAAUGGCCUGGGCUCACCCGGCCCCGUUCUCUCUCACCUCCUCCUGCACUAGUUUCUCUCUCCUUUUCCCCCUCUCUACCCUUCUUCAGAAAAGAAACAACGAAUUCCUCCCUUUCUCACGCAAACAACUCCCCUCCACGUGCUGACAUCAGAAACUUCCAGCUUCGGGAUGCCCCUUCCACCCCAAGCAACGUCACCACAUUCUUCAAACAAGACACUUCUCUCCCUCUGAGGAAUUCUGAUGCCAGCAGUUAAAAUACGAGACAACUUUUAUAGGAUCCUUACUGGCCAAGCGACAUCCAAAUCUGAGUACACCAAGGUCCCUCCCUCAGGGACUUCCAUGUGGUGGGCCCGCAGACCUGUGAGCUGAUAAGAACAGUGCCAACUGGGGGUGGCCUGUGGGUCAGAGGGUGCCACAAGGAAGGCCAAGCAGGCACAGAGAGCCCCUGGAGGGCACCUCCCCACAGAGGUGAGUCUGAAACAGGAACCCCAAACUCAGGGGGAGGGGUGGGCAGUAGGGAGUGGUGGAGACUGUGGCAGACCAGGGAGCCCAUGUUCCAUCCAAAGAGGCCCAGCCGAAUGUCGCCAUGUGGAUGUGGACCCAGGUGCCCAGUCUUCCGUUCUUCCAGAAAUAUUGGAAAUCUAGAUUUUUAUGUGAAAUCUCUAAAUUAUUCAAGUGUUAGCAAUUAAAUCAAAAAAAUUGUAAAUAUAUAUCAGCAGACAAAUAAAAUAUAUUAAUGGACUGGAUGGAGUCCACAGGCUGAGAGUCCGUGCUAUCUGCAUUAGGAACCAGCUGUAACACGGCUGCCUAAGGAGAUCAACAGUCAAAGCCGGCAUCUACUUAUGGGCACGUCGUAUGUAUGAUGCCCUGUGGGAAGCCCUUCACAGGGGGCAUUCUUCUGUACCCUGUGAAAACCCGGGAGGAAGGUCCUGUUCUCCCACACUGUACGGAGGAGGAUGCGGGCCCAGAGCCCCGACAGUCACUUCACAGGCAUGGUCCCAGACAGGUCCCCUUCACAUCUGAAAAGUGCUCCCUUGAAAUCUUCCUGGCCCCUGGGGUCCCAUACAACUAAGACCCUUCAGCCCCCAAGUCCCCAUGAGGGUGCCCCUAAAUUCUGCCCGUGCUCCUUCGUAAGGCCAAUGCACGUGGCCACAGGUCUGGUGCUGCAGCAAUCACAAGCCUUGAUCCCAUUGGCUGAGCGCUUUGGUCCAGGGAGAAACUCCCAGGAGCCUGGCAGGCCAGUGUCACCAUCCAGGCGAUUGGCGACUUCCCCGAGGGUGGAGAGGAGUGGAGGGAACUCCAGUGGCCAGGCAGGGAUUUCCCAAGGUAGAUAAUGGAUUCACACGAGAGCACCAGGAAAACAGGUCCACUGGGAAGUUCGAUUCACCGUCUCCAUCGUCCCCACCAACUCCAUCCCAGGCAGCAAGGCCACCACAACAGAGCCAUCUGAACAAUCCCCACCCACUCCACAGCCACCAACCCCAGCAUCAACAUCUCCCACCACCACAACCAACCAUGCUCCACCGGCCACCACUGUCCCCUGUAGAACCACAGUCAGCCACAGUCCUCUCUCCACAGCCAGGGACACAUUCUCCCCUCCCCCACAGCCAUCAACCCCAUCUCUACCACCACCGGCUCCCACCACGGCCUGCACACUAGCCUCACACUUGCCACCUCUUCCGUUCUCUCCGUCACAGCCACAGACAUCAGCCACAUGAGUUGACAUUAACCCCCCCACCGCCAUCUCCCUACCACCUCUGUCACCUCUAGCUCCAAAAAGCCAUGGACCUUAUCCCCAUUAGAAGCAAAAUGUCAUCACCAUCAAUCUAUCCCAACAGUCACCGUGACAUCAUCCUGAUGAUCUUCUCCUUCAUGAGUAUUUUCAAAAUCCAGCUGCCCGUGGAGACUUUGUCGAAAUAAUUUUUACCAGUUGCUGUGACAGCCACGCCACCUUGCUAGUGGCUUACCCCAGUCGAGGUUUGCUCCCCUCACACCUUGGUGCGGUCAGUUGUUCACCAGGAGACCUUCUGCAGGGUUCCUGACUCCUGUUAAACCUGUCUUCUAGGGCCUGCUCAGAGCCCUCUGCUGGCCUUCUGCAUUCCUCUGGCCAGUGGGCAAGCAGAGAGAGCUAAGAGGACUGCACGGAUGUUGGUGGCCAGGCCUGGAGUCGUACAGGUGAACUUCACGAGUGAUCAUUGUCUGGAACGCAGUCACUGGUCCACUCUAACUGCAAGGGAGGCCUAACACAUGCUCUUCCUGUGUGCCCAGCAGCAGGCAGGAGGGGGGCAUCUGGCAUCGUCGGCCCUGAGGUCUUUGCUAGGGUAAUGCAUGCUUGAUCAGAAAGAGGCGAGGCUGUAGAAGGGGCAUUCACGAAAUGGGGCACACACUGAGCCUUGGCCCUGAGCCACAACCAGGCCCAGCAAAACACAGAGUGCCCAUCUCAUUAUUAAAAAAGAAUUUUUAUUGAGUUCCUAAUAGUUUACAUCAUUGUGAAAUUUCAGUUGCACAUUAC
This is a messenger RNA of Equus caballus (horse), 6484 nucleotides long. The record is from RefSeq and is a predicted model, not a curated record. Lineage: Eukaryota; Metazoa; Chordata; Mammalia; Perissodactyla; Equidae.